CCAAGGAACAUUCAGUCAAGCCGCGAACGUUGCAAGCUCCAGACGUCUGUGUCUCUCGUAGCUCUCACAACACAAAGAAUUUUAUUUUAAAUUUAUAUUAUUUUUUUAUGUUACUGUUUUAUUUUAUUUAAUUUGUGUGAUCACCAGUGAUCUAACUAACGCGGGAGUGCCUGUCGAUUUGCAAGUGUAUUUCGUUAAAUGUCUCUGGGCGCCGAUCGUUCGUACAAAAUGAAGCUGCGUGAUGUGGAAAACGCCUUCAAAUAUCGCCGCAUACCGUAUCCGAAGCGAUCCGUGGAACUGAUUGCCCUGCUGGCCAUAUCGUGCACCUUCUUCCUCUUUAUGCACACCAACAAGCUGAACAGCCGUCUCAAGGAGAUGGAGGUGAAGCUGCAGCCCUCCGAGUUCUCCGCCCUCGGCCUGACCAGCAAUCACGUCAGCGGCCACGAUGCGGGCAAACACGACGAUAUCAACACCCUGCAUGGCACCUACCAAUAUCUGAAAAGCACUGGCCAGCUACGUGGAUACAAUGUGCAUGAUCGCCGGAGCAGCGAGGAGGAACCAAAGCAUGAAGAGGAACACGGACAUGGACACCACCACGAUCAUCACUCGAAGCAGCACCAGCAUCAGGUGCCACAUCAGGUGCCUCACAAGGCGCACCUGCACAAGGCCCCACAUGACAAACAAUUGGCCCUGCCCGAGGAGAAGCCCCUCCAAGAUGAGGCUAACUAUGGGGACGAUGAAGAUGAUGAUGAUGAUGAUGAGGACGAUGCUGAUGAUGAUGAAAAGCAUGAUGGUAUUGAUGGCAUUGAUGGGUUCAAUUUGCAAGCCGAUUUACUGAAUAAUACCAAAUACGCCGAAGUAGAUUUCGUGUUCUUCAAUCGCGUACCGAAGGUAGGCAGCCAAUCGCUGAUGGAGCUGAUGGCACGCCUGGGCAAGAUCAAUGGGUUCAACCAUGCCCGGAACAAGGGCGGUGCCCACGAAACCGUCUUGAUGAACAAGCAGCACCAAAGCGAUCUGCUUUCCGAUCUCCUAACGCGCCCCAAGCCCCACAUCUACAGCCAGCACAUAGCCUACAUCAACUUCACCAGAUUCCAUCUACCGCGUCCGAUCUACAUUAAUCUCGUACGCGAUCCCAUCGAUCGCAUCAUCAGCUGGCAUUACUACAUACGUGCCCGCUGGUACUAUCGCGACAUGCAGGCCAAACUGGGGGACAAGGCCCCGGCCAUGCCUUCGGACGAGUUCCUAGACAUGGACCUGGACACAUGCGUCCGCAACAAAGAUCGCCACUGUACUUUCAAUCAAAUGCAGAUCAAGAACGAUGCGGGUGAUCACCGUCGUCAGACUUUAUUCUUCUGCGGCAUGAAUCAGAAGUUGUGCAUGCCCUUCAAUUCGGAGAUGGCCAUGCAGAAGGCCAAGCGCACUGUGGAAUCGGAAUAUGCCGUGGUUGGCACCUGGGAGGACACAAAUAUCACGCUAGCCGUGCUGGAGGCCUAUAUACCACGAUAUUUCCGUAAUGCCAAGGUGGCCUACUAUCUGGGCAAAGAUCGUCUGUCCCGCGUUAAUCGCAAUAAUGUCACACGCAUCGUGAGCGACGAAACGCGCCUGAUCCUGAGGAAGAAUCUGACCAACGAGAUCGAGUUCUACGAAUUCUGCAAACAGCGUCUGUACCUGCAGUAUGCCGCUCUAAGUCAUGGCAAGGGCUUCGGGGAAGACGACUAUCUGCUGGUGCCAGAGCAGCGCAACGACUACAACGAGGAGGAGUAUUAGGGACAGAACAGAGCAAGAAUAGAAUCGCGUAGGAACAAAUUUCGAUUAGACCUAAGCUAAGCCAUGUCCACUGUAUGAUUAAACAUUUCAGGACUAUAUAGUA
Drosophila miranda is the source of this 1870-nucleotide messenger RNA. RefSeq names its product heparan sulfate 2-O-sulfotransferase pipe-like. NCBI's taxonomy places the organism in Eukaryota, Metazoa, Arthropoda, Insecta, Diptera, Drosophilidae. Gene Ontology annotation, molecular function: sulfotransferase activity. The record is from RefSeq and is a predicted model, not a curated record. The transcript is spliced from 6 exons. Gene Ontology annotation, cellular component: membrane. Bases 199 to 1767 code for a protein of 522 amino acids.